Phaethon lepturus (White-tailed tropicbird) is the source of this 3766-nucleotide messenger RNA. RefSeq names its product absent in melanoma 1 (gene CRYBG1). The annotation marks the transcript as partial. The record is from RefSeq and is a predicted model, not a curated record. The transcript is spliced from 20 exons. Lineage: Eukaryota; Metazoa; Chordata; Aves; Phaethontiformes; Phaethontidae.
UCCAGCCAAACCAAAGAAUGUAGAACUGAAUUUUAAAGCACCUACGAAUCAAGACAGUUUAGAAAGUGAGCAGGAUACUCUUGAAAAACCAGUUAAUAAAACUAACAGCAACAUUGCCAACAAAAUUUCCUUGUUUGAAAAUAAAUGCGCUAACCAGAGCCAGAGGCCUACUGACAUCCCUGCUUCAAAAAAUAGUACUGUACCAAGCACAUUUGUUGGCAGAGCAAAGCUCAAAUUUGGUAAACAACCUAAGGAAAGUGAACAGCCUGAUAAAACGUUAAAUAAGCAAAGCAGUCGCCAGAAGUUAUUUGAGAAUGGCACACCAGAGAAAGAAAGCGCUGCAGAAUUAAAAGGCAAAAAUGAAGAAUGCUCUACCUCUUGUGAGGAUAUUGGGAAGACAACAGAACUAAAAGUAAAAGCUGCGAUAUCCCUUUUUAACCAAAGCAGCAAAAUUGAUGCUAGUAGUAUCUCUCUGAAGCAACCUGAUCCAGAAUUGACCACAGCUAAAAAAGAAAUUUCACCUUUUAAACUGUCUUUGCACUUGCCCAGUAAAAGUGAAAAUGCUCAAGAUACUUCCUACCAAAGAAAUAACACGAGCUCAGAAUUCCACAGAAAUGAAGAAAAGUUGUUGCCAAACACAGAGGUUUUAUCACCUUGCAAUGAUGAUAAAUAUCCUCUACCAUCUCGUCAGGUUUCUAGAUCAGAGUGUAAGAAGAUAGAAAAUGGAGAGAAAAAGGCAAAGCUGGGAGAUUUGAGCAUUACAGCACUGCAGUACGAUGACAGCAGUCAAGAUGGUAUAUUGGUAUCAGAGCACAACAUCAAUACACAAAAGAGCCCUGGCAAAACUUGUAAUGGGUCUGCUGAAGAUGACAGCAUUUUUGAUUCCCCAUCCGACAUGAGGAAGUUUGCUGAAACAAUAAAAAACUUGGACAGCUCAGUUUGUUUACCCCAGAAAAAGAAAAGGUCAAAGCUUCCCAAGUCCCCGGCGCCCCACUUCGCAAUGCCUCCCAUUCAUGAAGACAACUUAGAGAAAGUAUUUGAUCCUAGUGUAUUUACUUUUGGUUUGGGACUGAGGAGGGAAAAAACACAGGAUCUGUUACCGGCCCAACAAAUUAAAAUGCAAAGCCUGGAAACGAUAGCCAGAGUCAGGCCCAAGCGUGCAUCAACAGAGCAAAGUAUCAUAUUCAAAGCCCUGCAGUCAUGUAAUAGAGAGGAACCUGCCUUUACUCAGGAAUUAAAUGGAAAAGAGAACACUGAUGGUGCAGAUGGUGAAAUUAAGAGAUCCCGGCUUGAAAAAAGCUCCCUCUUCUCAAGCUUGCUGUCUUCUACAUCUAAAGAAAAGUUUUUUAAUCCUUCUGUCACCUCAGUAAAUAACACUGCAGCAGCUUUUACAACUGACUCCUCAGGGAUGCCUCCUUUACAACAGGAUGCUUCUGGGCCAUUCGGCAUGCCUCAAAAAUCUGAGUCUCUUUCAGAUAUGAAGUUUCCGAGUUUUGUGGAGAAGUACAUGCAAGCAGAUAGUGCAAAAAAAGAACUAAGUUUACAGAUGCCCAACUACGGGCACCCUGAGAAAAGUUUUUCCAGCUGGUUAGGGACAAGCAGAUAUGAGUCAAAUGUCCCCACUGGUUUAUUAGAUGUGGAUGCACUUUCAAGAAAUGGACAAAGUAAAAUCAAUCCCAGACCCGGCAAGCUGGUGAUAUACUGUGAAUCAGACUAUCAAAAAAAGGGUAUUGAAGUUUUCCAUGAUAUUCUGGAUUGCAGUUCUUGGGUUCUAUCACCAACACUUUUAGUUAAAGUCAUCAGAGGAUGCUGGAUACUCUAUGAGAAACCAAAUUUUGAAGGCCCCUCUAUUCCUCUGGAAGAAGGAGAGCUGGAACUCACAGAUAUUUGGGGUGCAGGUACUCCUGAAGAGCAAAAUGAAUGCAAAUCCCUAAAGCCUGCUGUGAUUGGUUCAAUAAGACAUGUUGUUAAGGAUUACAGGGUUUGUCGAAUUGAUUUGUAUACAGAACCUGAAGGGUUAGGAAUCGUGACUUCCUUUUUUGACGACACUGAAGAAACAGGGGUGUUUGGCACCACUCAGAAGACUUGUUCUAUCAAAGUACACUGGGGCAUAUGGCUAAUUUAUGAAGAACCUGGUUUCCAGGGGGUCCCUUUAAUGUUGGAGCCUGGUGAAUAUCCUAAUUUAGCAUUCUGGGAGAAGAAGGAAGCCUACAUCAGGUCCAUGAGGCCCUUGAAAAUGGGUGGUCGCAAAGUUGAAUUCAGUGGAGAGCCAAAGGUAAUCAUUUAUGAGAAGCCUUUCUUUGAAGGGAGACAUGUGGAAUUAGAAUCAGAAAUCUUUAUGCUUGAUGACAAAGAAUCAGAAGAAAAGACAAGACUUCCACUUACAUCAGUGAGAUCCAUGAAAGUACUGGGAGGAGUUUGGGUCGCUUAUGAGAAGCCUGGGUUUGAAGGCCAUCAGUAUUUGCUGGAAGAAGGAGCGUAUCGGGAUUGGACAGACUGGGGUGGCUAUGAUGAAGAGUUGCAGUCAUUGCGACCGAUUGUUGGCGACUUCACAAGCUCCCAUAUGAUAAUGUACAGUGAAAAAGACUUUGGACCAAAGGGUUCCAAUAUUAAUGUGUUAGGAAUUAUUUCCAAUUUGAAAGACACUGGAUAUGGGCUGAGGACACAGUCUAUAAAUGUGCUAAGUGGCGUGUGGGUGGCUUAUGAGAAUCCUGAGUUUACGGGGGAGCAGUAUAUACUGGCUAAAGGGCUUUAUCCCAGCGUUGAGGCAUGGGGGGGAAAGAAUUGCAAAAUAUCUUCAGUUCAACCCAUCAUUAUGGAUAUUGUUGGAAGCGAAAGGGGUAAAGUCAAGGUCCAGUUAUUUUCAGAGCCUGAAUUCAAGGGUAACUGCCAAAUAUUUGAAAAAAACACAAGAUGUAUUGAUUCAUUUGCUGUGAAGUCUUCAAAAAUUUUAGAUGGCAGCUGCAUAGUGUAUGACCAGGAAGAAUUCUCUGGUAAUCAGUAUGUGUUAGAAGAAGGAAUUUAUCCUGAUCUGACGGCGAUGGGUUGUUCACCCCAAGCAGUUCUAAAAUCUUUACGGAUUAUAAAUAUUGAGCUGUCUGAGCCGUGCAUAGCUCUUUUUGAAAAGGUGGGUUUCCAAGGAAAGAAAAUCGAAUUCAGUACAGAAAUCUUAAAUCUCCAGUUCCUGGGAUAUAAUCCUCGAAUAGCUUCAAUUCAAGUCCUUGGCGGCGUAUGGAUAAUUUAUGAACAUAGUAAUUACAGGGGACGUCAGAUGUUGUUAUCACCGAAUGAAAUUCCAGAUUGGUAUAAAGCGAGUGGUUAUUGUCAGAUUGGUUCUCUGAGACCUUUACUGCAGAAACGUGUGUACUUCAGGCUUCGAAACAAGGAAACAGGAAAAUUCAUGUCAGCUGAUGGAAACUUAGACAAUUUGAAUCUUCUCAGAAUACAAGUUGCAGAAGACACAGACUCAGAUGAUCAAAUCUGGGUUUAUCAGGAUGGAUUCAUAAGGUGCCGGAUGGCAGAAGAUUGCUGCUUGACAAUUGUUGGAAAUCUUAUAACUCCUGGCUCUAAACUCGGUCUGUCAUUUGAGCGGAAUGAAGACAAACAAUAUUGGCAUAUUAGUCCCGAUGGCAGGAUUUAUAGCAAGAUGAAACCCAAGCUGGUUUUAGAUAUCAAAGGGGGUGCACAAUACGAUCGUGACCAUGUUGUUGUCAACACAGUCAACGAAGAAAAGUCAACGCAGUGUUGGGAACCACUAGUUGUAUAA